Molecule: messenger RNA, 3226 nt
Organism: Arachis stenosperma
Lineage: Eukaryota; Viridiplantae; Streptophyta; Magnoliopsida; Fabales; Fabaceae
Product: extra-large guanine nucleotide-binding protein 1-like
Exons: 8
Coding region: 477-3017 (846 amino acids)
Biological process (GO): adenylate cyclase-modulating G protein-coupled receptor signaling pathway
Cellular component (GO): heterotrimeric G-protein complex
Molecular function (GO): G-protein beta/gamma-subunit complex binding; G protein-coupled receptor binding; GTPase activity
Source: RefSeq, a predicted model, not a curated record
CCCAAAUCCUCGAGCCUCACCUAGUCACCUUAGCCUUCACCGCUUCACACCCAGCGUGUAUAUAUAUAUAUGAUGCCAUAUACAAACAUACUUUACACUGCUGCUCCGCGUUUUCGAGAAAAUCUCAUUCUCACUUUCACUCAUCACCUUUCUUCUUACUCGACAGUCGGUGUUCUUUUUCUUUGUUUACAUCAGAUUCCAAACUCCUAGGCGACUUUUUUUUUUUGGUUUAGAAAUAAAGAAAGAAAGAAAGAAAGAGAGAAAGAAAACUCACACUUUUCCCCUUUAUUUUGAAAUGUUAAUUGUGGUUUUGGUUCGAACCUUAGAUGUGCUUGAAGAGCUUCAUUUUUUAUUUUCCAUGUUGACGGUUCCGUUACGUUCAUCAAUCGUGGCUCGAUAUUCCCCGGGCUGUGUCGCUAAGCGUCGACAAGAUUCCGGUGGCGGUUGCGCUCCACCGGCUCCGUUUCUCCGACAUUAUGUCUAUUCCGAUGCCGUCGCCGGCGAACUGCAGCACGAGAUUCUCCAAGGAGCUCAAACCGCACGGCACAGAACAAGCGUCUUCUCCUGCUUCCAUGAGAGCUUUCAACCGAAGCAGCAACGCCGGUUCCGGCGACGGCAAUACCACCGUGUCUCCGACCUCUGUGAUCGCCUUCGAAGACGGCGCCGGUCGGAGCAACGACGCGGGCGAGUUCAGCAGCGAGGAACACUCGCACGAGUUGAGAAACUUGCAUGGCGUGAAGGAGAGUUCAGAUUUCAACGAUUCAAAUUGGGCGUUCACCGAUUCCUUAUUGAGUUUGGAUUUCGAAUCGUCUAGUCAAUCAUCUGCAAAGAACGCAGAUUUUAACGACGAACGUGAAUAUGCGUGUGAUGUUAAACGUGCACCUAUUCAUACUUUCACUGUUAAUAAUGAUGAUGUUGAUGGUGAUGGUAAUCGUAAUGAAGCUUUGGUCGAUGAAUGUGAACCGGUUAAGCCGGCUCCUGUGACUAAAGGAAACAAAGGUUUGUGCUACCGGUGUUUCAAGGGUAGCAGGUUCACGGAGAAAGAGGUGUGUCUGGUUUGUUCUGCAAAGUAUUGUGGGAAUUGCGUGCUUGAUGCUAUGGGUUCAAUGCCUGAAGGAAGAAAGUGUGUUGAUUGUAUUGGGUAUCCAAUUGAUGAGUCUAAAAGAGAGAGUUUAGGGAAGUGCUCUAGGAUUUUCAGGAGGUUGCUUAAUGAGUUGGAGGUUCGGCAGAUAAUGAAGGCUGAGAGGUUUUGUGAGGUGAAUCAACUUCCUCCGGAGUAUAUUUGUGUCAAUGGGAGGCCACUUUCGUUUGAGGAACUGGUUACGUUGCAGAACUGCGCUGCUCCUCCGAAGAAGCUUAAGCCGGGGAGUUAUUGGUAUGAUAAAGUUUCUGGUCUUUGGGGAGAGGAAGGACGGAAGCCUUGCAGAAUUAUCAGUCCCCAUCUGAAUGUUGGGGGUCCAAUCAAGCCGGAUGCUAGCAAUGGGAACACGCAGGUUUACAUCAAUGGCAGGGAAAUAACAACAGUCGAGCUCCGAAUGUUGCAGUUGGCAGGAGUUCAAUGCGCUGGUAACCCACAUUUUUGGGUUAAUGAGGAUGGUUCAUACCAAGAAGAGGGACAGAAAAAUAUAAGAGGGAAUAUAUGGGGAAAGUCUGGAACGAAGCUUGUAUGUGCUUUACUGUCCCUGCCAGUUCCUUCUAAAUGUUCAAUUUUGUGUGGGGAACGAACCUCCAGUCCAGUUAGCAAAAGAGUUCCUGAUUACCUUGAGCAUGGAAUAGUUCAUAAGCUCCUCUUAGUUGGCUAUGGUGGAUCUGGAACAAGUACUAUUUUUAAGCAGGCCAAGAUACUUUACAAAGACAUCCCUUUCUCAAAAGAAGAACGUGAAAGUAUAAAGUUGACCAUUCAAACGAACGUAUAUUCCUAUAUUGGCUUACUACUUGAAGGUCGUGAGCGUUUUGAGGAAGAAAGUCUGUGGAAUAUGAAGAAAAGACAAUCUGAUGUACUUGAUUCUUCUACAGGAGUCAGUUCAAACAACAAGACAAUCUAUUCCAUUGGCACAAGGCUAAAAGCUUUCUCUGAUUGGCUGCUGAGAACUAUGGCUUCGGGCAAACUUGAUGCCAUCUUUCCUGCGGCUACUCGUGAAUAUGCACCAUUGAUUGAGGAGAUGUGGAGUAGUGCAGCCAUUAAGGCUACCUACAAAAGAAGAAGAGAAAUAGAAAUGCUACCAAGUGUUGCUAGUUAUUUCUUAGAGCGGGUUGUUGAGAUAUUGAGGGCUGAUUAUGAGCCAUCAGAUUUAGAUAUUCUCUAUGCUGAAGGAGUUACUUCAUCCAAUGGACUGGCUUGUGUGGAGUUCUCAUUUCCCCCAUCAGCUCCUGAGGAAACUGUUGAUACCAUCGGUUUACAUGAUUCUUUUGCUAGGUAUCAACUAAUUACAGCGCAUGCAAGAGGAAUAGGAGAAAAUUGCAAGUGGCUAGAGAUGUUAGAGGAUGUUGGCAUGGUCGUCUUCUCUGUUGCCUUGAGUGACUACGAUCAAUUUUCUGCCGAAGGAAAUGGUUGCAUCACUAACAAGAUGUUAUCAAGCAGGAAGCUUUUUGAAACCAUUGUUACUCAUCCAACUUUUGAGAAAAUGGACUUCCUGCUGAUACUAAACAAACUAGAUCAGUUUGAGGAGAAAAUAAAACAAGUUCCACUGACUCGGUGCGAAUGGUUCGCUGAUUUUCACCCUGUAAUUAGCCGUCAAUGUUCCGGCAACAACAAAAACAGCAUUAACAAUAACUCUUCUCUUGCUCAGCUAGCGUCCCAUCACAUAGCAGUUAAGUUCAAGAGGCUUUAUUCAUCUAUUACAGGUAGAAAGUUGUAUGUGUCUCUGGUGAAAGGCUUGGAGCCAGAUAGUGUCGAUGCAGCACUUAAAUAUGCUAGAGAGAUUGUAAAAUGGAAUCAAGAGAGACUAAACUUUAGUUUAAGUGAUAACUCUAUGUAUAGCACUGAGGACAGUUCAUUCUCUUUCACUGAAUGUUAGUUCAGUUCAUGGUGGUUAGUCCAUACUCGAUACAUAACUCAUGUAUGACUUGCAUUCUGUCUGUACAUAUAAUGUUUACAUUCCUUCUACAGGCUACUGAGUUGUAAUAUACACUAGAUAUCUGUUAGAGUAUAUGUUGUGUUAAAACAUGCCACCACAUAUCAAGGUGUAGUGUUCUAAUUCAUUUUUACAUGAUAUAUAAAUAUGUA